Molecule: messenger RNA, 351 nt
Organism: Canariomyces notabilis
Lineage: Eukaryota; Fungi; Ascomycota; Sordariomycetes; Sordariales; Chaetomiaceae
Exons: 1
Coding region: 99-332 (77 amino acids)
Source: RefSeq, a predicted model, not a curated record
CGGGAAAGUCCGCGUGACCUAUCAACGUUGACAGUUGAAUGCCGAGAAUUUGCUUCCUCGGCCGUCGAACAUCGCUAGCUAAUCUCACUUCUCUAUUCAUGGAGAUACUUUUUCUUCUUCUCCCUUCUGGAUUUCAUUGUUUUCAUAUUGCAUGCCUCUUGGAUGGCCUGUCUGAUCCAGAGUUCGCUGGAUCUCAGGGCAAGGAACAGCUGCUGCGAGAGUGGAGCAUACAUGCUAUGUACGGAGUACGGAGAUGCUUUGAAGGUUACGAUGUGAGGCUGACCCCGGAUCGCAACCCUGCUGCUCUCGGAAGUUUUUAUGAUGUGUGGUGAUCAAAUGAUCAGAUGAAGG